This is a messenger RNA of Plutella xylostella (diamondback moth), 1147 nucleotides long. RefSeq lists its product as uncharacterized. Gene Ontology annotation, cellular component: extracellular matrix. The record is from RefSeq and is a predicted model, not a curated record. NCBI's taxonomy places the organism in Eukaryota, Metazoa, Arthropoda, Insecta, Lepidoptera, Plutellidae.
CUUGCAGCGACCGCCAUUCGGUAACAGUCGCGCGCGCCAUUAACUUGUGUUCCUAAUUUAAAAUUCAAAUCGAAAAGCGCGCGAAUGUAUUUAGUUUUUGUCGGUGUUUGUUUCUUUUGUGAUAUUUUUUUCUAGUCUGUGCUUGGAUCGGACACAGUGGAUCAUUUUGAGGACUGCAAAAUGUUUUUAUUCAAAGUAUCCUUACUCUCCUUGCUCAGCAUCACCUCCGCCUUCGAUCACCGGUCGGCGGCGUCCGAUGCCCAGAUCCGCUUCGCCGUCGAGAACAAAUACGACGACACCGGCCCCGGAGCCACCAAGCCGGAAUAUGCUUACAAAACUUACAAACACCUCGACGACGCUCUAGCAGCGUACGUAGACGACCCAGACACGAAACUGUCCGAGUACGACAAAGCGCGAGCCUACCAGAGACUAGGCAGACCGAUUAACAUAGACUACUCGGUACCCAAACGAACUUAUCCUCAAUACGAGCAGAACGCAGUGUCGUUUGUCUCGCAAACUGCCAAUGAUCUCCCGAAAGAGGUGACGAAAGAUCCGGGUUUGCUCUACGGCUUCUUGCACGACAGUCCGCGGGCUCCACUGGAUCUGCGAGGGUUCAAGCACGUGCAUGUACCUUCAGACCAUAUGCUGCUGACAGACCGGGAACCCUUCCAGCUGAGGCAGAUCAAGUACGUGAAGGAAAGCCCGCUGAACCUCGCCCACUACCGGAGGCAGCCGGAGGACAAGGCCCCUAAGUACAGCUACGCUUAUAAAGUGCAUGACGGCCGGACAGGCGACUCCAAGAUGGCGCACGAGUCGCGCUCCGGGGACGUGGUCCGCGGGUACUACCGGCUGCUGGACGCGGACAACAAGGUGCGGACUGUCCGCUACACCGCGUCCGACGCCGCCGGCUUCCAGGCGCAAGUGGAGCGGACGAGAGUCUGACAAGAUGGCGGGGUUGUCAGGCAGUUUUCGCAAGUGAGGGUUUAGAGGUGGUCAACGGGAAGACGUUAGAGUCUUAAAAAGAGUAUAAUAAGCCAGAAGACUUUAGAAUUACCCCCUAAAUCUCCCCAUGUCUCCUUUUCGGUUUACUCUCUUGCAACAUCCUCUAUUCGUAGAAGUUUGUAUACUGGCGUCAGCGCUGACACUC